UUGCAAUUGCACAAAAAAUUUACGGACAUCAUAUUAUUGACGUGAUGGCGAGUGAAGGACUUCCUAAAAGUCAAGACCUCGAUGACUUGGAGACGCGUUAUGUCUUGGAUGGAAAUGCCAGGUUUCGUCGACUGGGCUGGAAACGCCUGACGAUUAUUUCGACAGUGGAGGCAAUUGCUCUGGGGAGUUUGAGUUUGCCUUCGGCCUUUGCUACGCUGGGGAUGGUCGCUGGUGUGAUCCUGACUGUUAGUAUCGGUCUGAUUGCCAUGCAUGCAGGAUACAAUAUCGGACAGGUUAAGCUCAAAUACCCCAAAGUUGGUCACUAUGCGGAUGUUGGUCAGCUUUUGUUAGGGAAUCUGGGAUCCAAGAUUUUUGUUGGCAGCUUCGUGUCCCUGUUGAUAUUUGUUAUUGGAUCUCACUGCUUGACCGGUGCAAUUGCGUUCCAGACCAUCACUGAAAGCAACGUGUGUUCGGUGGUGUUUAGUGUUGUGUCGGCUGCAAUUCUGCUGGUGCUCGCCAUUCCGCCAUCAUUCGCGGAAAUUGCCAUCCUGGGCUAUAUCGACUUUGCCUCGAUCAUUAUUGCCAUAGGGGUCACGAUGAUUGCGACGGGCAUCCAACACUCCGAUGGUUCCAGUGCCUUCUCCGACAGUAUUCCAUGGUCUGCAUGGCCGAUGCCUGGCACUACUUUUUCGGAGGCUAUUGUGGCCACCAACAAUAUUGUUUUCGCAUUUUCUUUUGCGGGAUGUCUGCCAUCUUUUAUGGAAGAUAUGCAUACGCCUGAGGAUUAUGUCAAGACACUGUGGUGGCUGGGCGGCAUCCAAAUCGUGAUCUAUACCCUCACAGGAUCGAUCAUCUAUGCGUUCGUGGGGCAAGCGGUGCAAUCCCCUGCCUUGCUAUCAGCCGGUCCGGUCAUCUCCAGGGUGGUCUUUGGCAUCGCACUCCCCGUCAUCUUCAUCUCGGGCUCCAUCAACACAACAGUGGUAUGCCGAUACAUCCACGGAAAAGUGUACCAUGACUCUCCCGCCCGCUUCAUCAACACUCCUAAGGGUUGGGCUACUUGGCUUGGCCUUGUGACUCUUGUUACAGCCCUAGCUUGGGUGAUUGCCGAAGCGAUUCCGAUUUUCUCGGAACUGUUAUCGAUCAUCUCGGCAUUGUUUGUUUCGGGUCUUUCUUUCUACAUUCCCCCCGUCAUGUGGUAUAUGCUCUUGAGAGAGGGCGCGUGGUACGAAAAGCACAACUUGAAGGCUGCGUUGUGCAAUGCGGUGGUGUUUAUCGUCGGCAUGGUUGUUUUUGGAUGUGGUACUUACUCUAGCAUUGCUGAGUUGGUUCGGGAAUUCCAGUCAGGGUCUAUAAGCAAGCCGUUUACGUGCUAGGUUGUUAAAUCUGGAUGAAUGUUAUGUCGAUUGGGAAAUGUGAUCACGUCUAUUGUAUUGUUGAG
Molecule: messenger RNA, 1438 nt
Organism: Aspergillus ibericus CBS 121593
Lineage: Eukaryota; Fungi; Ascomycota; Eurotiomycetes; Eurotiales; Aspergillaceae
Exons: 2
Coding region: 45-1373 (442 amino acids)
Biological process (GO): amino acid transmembrane transport
Cellular component (GO): vacuolar membrane
Molecular function (GO): amino acid transmembrane transporter activity
Source: RefSeq, a predicted model, not a curated record